Molecule: messenger RNA, 888 nt
Organism: Encephalitozoon intestinalis ATCC 50506
Lineage: Eukaryota; Fungi; Microsporidia; Unikaryonidae
Product: putative lipase
Exons: 1
Coding region: 1-888 (295 amino acids)
Biological process (GO): neutral lipid catabolic process; macroautophagy; piecemeal microautophagy of the nucleus
Molecular function (GO): glycerophospholipase activity
Source: RefSeq, a predicted model, not a curated record
AUGCUUUUGUAUCUUCUACAAACCUCUUUAUAUGACAUGGACUAUAGGAUUUGGAAUACUUCCCAUCCUUCCGGAGAUGGAGCGGAAAACAGUCCCAAGGUAAAUACAGCCUUAUUUCAAGAACACACCCUAAACUUCCUGGAGAGGAUUUAUCUCUUAGAAUUCAUUUGGAUGGCUUCAAAUGCAUACAGUAGCCAUGAUCUAGACACGGUGCAAGCCAGGUUUGGAUACGAUGGAGACGGGUUAAGAGCAAAGGUCUUUAGACAUGAUGAGAAGAUAGUUAUUGCGUUCAAAGGAACAACACUUUCUGUGAUGGGGAUGGGAAUAGGAAAAACAUCCAAGAAAGACAAGUUUUUGGACAAGAUCUUGUACUCUAUAUGCAAAAGCAGAAGAUGCGAAGAAGAAAAGAGAAUGGAGUUUGGUAGAAUAGGCUAUUUUGAUGACGCCUUGAAGAUAAUUGACUCUGUGAAAGAAGCAUAUCCGGAAAGCAGAUUGGUUCUCACUGGACACUCGCUUGGAGGAACAAUUGCAUCCCUGGCAGGAAUUCGAUAUGGUCUCCCUGUAAUGGCCUUCUCUUCUCCCGGGGAUGCAUACAUGGCAAAUAUCCUUGGACUCUAUACCAUAGGAAGAGCCUACGACAAUAUUGUGCACAUUGGAAUGUGCAACGACGUUGUGUUCAAGGGAGAGUGCAACAAGCCAUAUAGUCCAUGUAGUAUUCUUGGAUAUAGUAUUGAAACAAAAUGCCACAUAGGAAGAUCCUUAUGCAUAAAGGAUGGAGGAAAAGACAGCCUAGCUUACCAUCCAAUAGAUGUUAUGAAAGAAAAGAUUAUGAUGCCAGAAGAAAUAGUUUUAAUAGAAGGCAGCCAAAACACAGACUGUAUUUACUAG